Molecule: messenger RNA, 1119 nt
Organism: Rhodamnia argentea
Lineage: Eukaryota; Viridiplantae; Streptophyta; Magnoliopsida; Myrtales; Myrtaceae
Product: casein kinase 1-like protein HD16
Exons: 4
Coding region: 679-999 (106 amino acids)
Source: RefSeq, a predicted model, not a curated record
CUUGAAAUCAACACAAUGGAUAAGCGUUUACAAUGUGCAUCCAUCAAUGAAGCAAAGGUGAGGACUUGCAUUUCAGAGAUAAUAUUUUUUUUUUGUGAUACCUUGUGUUUAUUCGUAAUCUUCCUGUUUCUUGCAGAUAUUGGUCUAAUCUGGACGAUUUCAACCUGCUCUAACACAUUCAGAAGGGCCGUGCGGAGGGAAUGUAUGUCACCAGUGUGGCCUCUGGUCCCCAUUCUAAUUCAUGGGCCAUAAUAAUGGAUCAUAGCGCCGGCUACGCUGCUCGGAGAUAUGCUAUUUCACACGGCUAUCCUCCUGAGGUUUUAUUUGAGCGGCUUUACUUUGGGCUUUCAUGCAUGGUAGAUCCCAAUAGUGGCAUGUUAAAAUUCUUAUAAUACAUACCAGGAAGAAUUUGUGUUAGGAACACAUACACCAACGUCUUGCAUUUGGAUUCUCGAUUAGGAUGGUCUUGAAUGCUUAUUUCCAUAUUUGAAGGACUGGAUGCGGGUGUAUCGGUCGCAGAACUACAACAUCACUGCAGUGGCUGGAGCAGUUGACCACAGAUUUCUAGUUAUAAUGUCCAAGGGGACCUGGAGUGCUAGGCAGUAUUUUUAGGUUGCUAAUACAUUUCCUUUCAAGUGGAUCAAGGAGAAUUGGGCAGAAGGUUUUUACGUCACCGCCAUGGCCACUUCUGGGGGCCGAUGGGCAGUAGUUAUGUCCAAUGGAACCGGAUUUACCGAUCAGGUCGUAGAGCUAGACUUUCAGUAUCCGGCCGAAGGCAUUCAUGAGAGGUUGAAGCAGGGCUAUCGUAUCAUGUUGGUAGCGGCCACUCCGGAUCAGGUUGCUUUUGUUUUUAGUAUCAGAGGAGGAGCAGCAGCAACUGCAAGUGUAGAGCAAGAGACACUUCGGACUUAUAAUUUUCCUGUUGAUAGUAAGAUCAAGGAGAAGCAGGCAAGGAAUUACUAUAUUUCCUCUCUUUGCUACGGUCGAGCUAUCGCUUAAGCUACCCAGUGUACGUGCUAGUAAGGAUGCCUUAGCGAGCGACAGGACCACUCUGCAUGAGUUUUUUGUAGUCUGUUGCCCAUUUCUUAGAAAGCAAGAUCAACAAGUCACUGAGAACUC